This is a messenger RNA of Papilio polytes (common Mormon), 4254 nucleotides long. RefSeq names its product VWFA and cache domain-containing protein CG16868. Gene Ontology annotation, molecular function: voltage-gated calcium channel activity. Gene Ontology annotation, cellular component: voltage-gated calcium channel complex. The transcript has a single exon. The record is from RefSeq and is a predicted model, not a curated record. The coding region runs from base 196 to 3759 and encodes 1187 amino acids. Lineage: Eukaryota; Metazoa; Arthropoda; Insecta; Lepidoptera; Papilionidae.
UAAAAGAGAAGACUCAAAUCUCAAACAAAACUCAUGUUGUUUUAUAGUUUGUUCUCAAUUUAUUAAAAUAACAUUAAUCUUUUUACUAUGAUUAAGUCUUCGAGAGAAAAGUAGUAUAAUUAUAAAAUGUUUCAUCUGAGUUUUUCAAAAAUGCAUUAUUAAUAGCAAGUGACAACUACAUAUAAUGCUAUCACAAUGAAGCUAAGAUCACUCAUAUUUUUAAUAUUUACUGCCUCCAAUCUACAUUUGAUAAUUGCUGAAAAUGAAAAUUGUACGAGAAGCAGCAGCCGUUGUGACUAUAAGGCUAACGUGCGGAGAUUAUCAGACACGCUUGCCAGUAAGUUUCGUGAAAUAGUGACCCAAGAACUUGGAAGCGAAUAUACAAAUCACUUCGAGUUAAGAAAUGCGUUUAAGGUGAACCGAUAUCAGUACAAUGACAAUAAUAUACUAGAUAGUAUAACAGAUAAGUUAAAUUACAAGCUUUCCUCGGCGACUAAUAUUCUGGUGGAAAUGAAGAAUGAAAUGAACCAAAGCAAUACUCCGUCCUUUACUCACCCUUGCCCUUUCAAUUCCAUUCGUAAAUCUGUUUUUAUUAAAAAUACAAAUAUGUACAACUUGCCUUACAUGGACACUAAAUCUAAAAUGCUAGAUAGAUUUAAAGACUUGAAAAUAAAGAGACAAUACUUCCUAUCCCAUAUGGAUUAUGCAACUGAUAAAGAUUGUACAACUGUGCCACAUUCUAAUUUAAGAUAUUUAUAUCAUAAGAUAAUACACUCCAAUCCUAAACUAAUUGUUUUUAUUAUUGACAACACUAUAUCGGCAGAGUCUCUUUUGCAUGCUUUAGCUAUAACAAAGGAGACUGCAUAUGCUCUACAGAGUAUAGACAUGAUGGCUCUAAAGAUAACAAAUACGACAGACUUUUUCAAGUUUGAAGAUUCUUGCAGUUAUGGCAUGUCAAAUUUAGGCAAUGCUACGGAAAAUAAUAAGCUGUUAUUGCGGGAAUAUCUGACUACCAUUGAUAUUUCAAGUUCCAAUGUAUCACCACUAACAAUAAAUAUGGAAAUACAGAAGUUAUUACUUGAGAAAAAGUUGCCAAAAGAGAAAUUAUUCAUAUUAUUAACAGACUCUAAGAUAUUAAAAAAUGAUACAUGGUUGAAAAUAUUUCCAUACAGCAAACACGAGGAGGACAUUAAAUUUGCAAUUGGAUUAAUAAAUGAAGGUGAUAUUGAUAAAAAUGGAUCGUUAGAAAUUUUACAUGUUGAUAAAGGACAUAAUCAUUCUAAAAACAAUACUAUAAUGAGGCUACAUAUAAAUGAUAGUGGAGUAAUUGGUCAAAUGGCUUCAGCAUUUAUAUCUUUACUACCUAAUAAAUAUGAAAAUGAAAUAAAAAUGGAAGGCCCUGUGUGGGAAGCUACGGAGCGAGAUUUUAUGAUGUCACUUGUUUACCCAAUUUCAGCUGGUAUAAUUGGCUUAGAUUUAUAUUGGUCUGAUCUUGCGGAAGAUAUUAUUUACUUUAAAGGAACCAAUCAAUGGAAAAGAGCAUUCAUCAUGGAUUUAUCAGGAAAAGUUCUAAUGCACACAUAUUUCCCAAGGCCAGAAGCAGCAUCUGAAAAGAUUAAAUUUACUUAUUUAGACGCGAUUGAACCAUAUGAUUUUAUAGAUGAGGUUAAAAAACAUUUGUUGUCACAAAAAUCAGGUAAUAGUACAUUUCUUGAUCAAAAUAGUACAAGAACAAUAACAUAUUCUUGGAAAUGGGUACUAAAUUUGUACAUUGUAUGUGUUGUGUCUGAAUCUUCAAACUCCAAUUUAUUCAAUAAGUCAAACAUAUUUUUUACAAAAAGCAGUAAGGAAAUUUUAUUCCACAGGCUUGAUUUAUUUCCACCAAAAUCGGGUACAACUUGUCGACAUUUUAAGCAGAUAGCUACUAUUGAUCAAGGUACUGUUUAUCUAAGUCCUUCUAGUUUUCAAUCUCCGUUUACAUAUCUUUAUGAUAUGGGUGAUGGUCAGGAAGCAGUGACGUAUAUGCAAAACUACUUAGCUUAUUUAAAAAGUGUCGCCCAUGGCUGGCUGUCUAAUCCUGGCCUUAAAAAUGAGAUACAACAAGAUGUUGGUUUCCUCAACUCCAUUUUGUCAUUUUUCAAAAGGCAACAUUUGCAUGGACCUUAUUCUAAAUAUGUUGUCAGAAGAUAUGCCGUGACUGAAAGUGGUGUUUUAGUCAUGUAUCCAGGGACUGUCUUAGAGUAUGAUUAUGAACCAGUCAGAAGACAAUGGUUUACAUUUGCUAUGGAAAACCCUGGGAAAAUAAUUUUAACACCACCAAAUUUAGAUGUAGGUGGUGCAGGAUAUGUUGUGACUAUUUCCUAUGCUAUAAAAAGUUUAGUGUAUCCAACUAUGGUUGUAUCUAUGGAUGUCACUAUGGGGUUCCUUUACAAACUUCUUAUUGAUAGCUUACCACUGUGUGCCAUGUCUUAUGUAAAAUGUUUAAUAAUGAACAAUCGGGGAUAUUUAGUUUCUCAUCCUGGUUUGAUGGAUCCUAAUAGCUCUGGUCCAAUAGAACAACAGCAUAUUACUCAUAAAGAAUCAAUGAUUGCAAUUGAUUUGUUAAAUCAUAAGGGUUUUGUCACAAAAAGAUUGUGUAAUAAUUUCUUUGAUAAAACUAUACAAAGGUUUUAUGAAUUUAAUACUUCCUUGCCAAAUGUGCUCUCUAAUGUAGUCCCUGGUGAUCAUUGUAUACAUUACUAUAUAGCUACAAUACCUGGAACAAAUGCUUUUAUAGGUUUAGUUAAUGCAUCAUGUAAUGUAGGAGCGUUCUGUCCAUGCAGCAUGGUUGAUAGACUAUGUUUGAAUUGUAACCGCAUGGAGCAAAAUGAAUGUGAAUGCCCAUGUGAAUGUAGCUCUGAGAUUUACGAUUGUCCAGAUGUGAAUAUGACAAGAAUAAACAAAGAUAUACCACUUUGCGGUUUGAUGCCAGAAAAUAAUAAUCAUAGAUCGCAUUACUUCCACAAUUUUGCGGAAAACUUAAAAUCCUGCUUCGAUUUUCAAUGUGAAACUUACCUUACACAUUCUAGUUGUUUAGGUGUUUUAGGUUGUGAAUGGUGUCAAGUAGAUGCUGAUGGUAGAACGCCUUUAUCCUCACCAUUUUGUACAUCGCAGUCUACGUGUUUUAAUGGAGUGUUAGGUGCUGUAACACCGUAUGGUGAAAGUACAUACGGUCAUGCCAAUAGAGAAGCUUUAGGAAGUUAUUCUGCGAUUGGUCCAAUAGCGGGUUGUAUUAUUACAGUUAGUUUAGUGAUAGCAGUAGCGAUAUAUUGUUAUAGACAAAAUGUGACGACAGCCAGUUGCCAUAAUUUAUAUGUAGACGGCCCAGCAGAAACGUGGCACGAUGCUGAUGUGCAAAUGAGUCACUUGCAUUCUGAAGAUAUGCACGAUCAGUCGGGCCAGGAUAAAUUGUUACCGGCAAUGGAAAUAGAAGCGCCGAUAUCGCCGUACCGCGUCAUCACUGGCUACAGGCGUCCGCACACUGCAGGUGAUUCCGAUCACGGUUACUCUACCAUGACACCUCACGAAGAUUCCGAAGCAACAGGAUUCUCAGUUAAUGAUCCAAUUAUUUUAUCGGACGACACAAAAUCGGAUGUCAGCUGCCCGAUUCCAGCCAAGAUAAAGCCUAGAUUAAAAUCUGAUUUUACGACCGUUGUACCUUGCGGUAAAAACAGUAUAAUAGCCCCAGUGACUGUUCAUAGACACAUGGAAGCAUCAUAGUAAUAAAUAUAAGUUAAUCUACCUCUUUUGUACAUAAUGCUGAUAAUCAAUGUUGAUUAUUGUGAUAUGUUUGUUUGCUGACAGUUUUUAUAACAUAAGUUUUUUUGGUAAACUUGAUUUUGUACUUGCAAUUUUUUUACAUCCUUUGGUGCUCGUUCUUGUACUAUUACUUUUAUGGUAUUAAUGUUCCAGAGAACAAAUUGUACUACUAUUUGACUACUUUUAUUACUUAAGACGGUACUUAAAACUAUGUAUACUUUUAAGUCAUAUCGGAUACGUAACAUUUAAGAGGAAAUAAAAUGGAGCAGGUUAUUGUAUACAGGUUACUUCGUAGCUAUAGUAUUUAUGACUUUAUAUGUUACUUUUUGAUAUAUAAGGUUUACUUUUUAUUUUUAUACUGUGCCAGUGCCUCCUGCAGACUAAUAAUUUGUAAUUGUGCGUAUUUUUAAGACUGACCUUAACGUUACAUGAUAAAAUAAAAACUAUUUUAUAAAA